AUUGAACACAUCCCGUGAGAAUGGUCGUAAAAAAGUUGCUUCAGCUGACAAAAAUCUAAAGGAUAAUCUCAAAAAUUUUCAACAAUAAUAAAUUAAAUUUUGGUAAUAAGCGGAUGUAUUAAUUAAUUGCCAAUUAAAUCACUUGCAUAAAGCGAUUUCAAGAACCCGCGGAAAUUUUUUAUCAAUUACAAGAAAAAAGCAAAAAGAUAAUACGUAAAAUUUUGAAAGGAGGAAAAUGCAAAAAUCAAUAAUUAACCAAUAAACGUAUUGUCGUAGGAGCCGAUCGGUGAACUAUUAAACUAUAAAACGAUACUCGUACCUUUGUAAGCUAUAGCAACUGGCUAAUAUCAUUAUUAUUGUUAUUUGAUUUAAACGACGUUUUGUGGAAAGCAAAAAAGGUUACUUUUCUGUGCUAAAAUCUUAAGGAUAUGUCCUCUGCACCAGUUAUAGUCGAGGCUACGGCCAAGCACACAUCAACAUUCAUUUUUAUGCAUGGUUUAGGAGACACUGGACACGGAUGGAGUAGCGCAAUUGUAUCUAUAAGACCAUCGUGCAUGAAAAUAGUUUGUCCUACCGCGCCUACGCAACCGGUUACAUUAAAUGCUGGAUUUCGUAUGCCGUCUUGGUUCGAUUUGAAAAGUCUAGAUAUCUCAGGGCCUGAAGAUGAAGAGGGCAUAAGAUCAGCAACAAAAAUUAUACAUGGCAUGAUUGAUAAUGAAAUUGAAAAAGGCAUCCCGCCGGCACGUAUUGUAUUAGGCGGUUUCUCGCAAGGUGGUGCGUUGGCUUUAUAUUCGGCUUUAACUUUCACAAAACCGCUGGCGGGUAUUGUAGCACUGUCGUGUUGGUUGCCACUACACAAGCAAUUUCCCGCUGCAAAACUUAAUAACAACAAUAUACCGAUUUUCCAAGCUCAUGGCGACUUUGACCCAGUUGUCCGUUAUAAAUUUGGUCAGCUGAGUGCCAGUGUCUUGAAGUCGUUUAUGAAGGAUGUCACCUUCAAAACUUAUCAUGGACUAUCACACUCCUCAUCGGAUGCAGAAAUGGAUGAUGUCAGAGAUGUCCUUGCCAAAUGGGUAAAAUAAUUAUAAACUCAAUCUAAUUUGUUUUUGUUCAGUUGUUACACGCAAGUAUUACACACCAUUUUAGGACAACAACAACAAAUCAAAUUAAAUAUUUAAAAAUAGAAAACAACCAAUACUUUCAGACUUGAUUUAAAAACAAGGCCAAUAAAGCUGAACUAAAUUAAAUAACUAUAGCAAGAAACUAAAAAAAAAAAAAAAAAAAAAAA
Messenger RNA from Glossina fuscipes, 1288 nucleotides. RefSeq names its product acyl-protein thioesterase 1 (gene Apt1). The coding region runs from base 429 to 1082 and encodes 217 amino acids. The record is from RefSeq and is a predicted model, not a curated record. Gene Ontology annotation, molecular function: palmitoyl-(protein) hydrolase activity; carboxylic ester hydrolase activity. Gene Ontology annotation, biological process: protein depalmitoylation. Gene Ontology annotation, cellular component: cytoplasm. NCBI's taxonomy places the organism in Eukaryota, Metazoa, Arthropoda, Insecta, Diptera, Glossinidae. The transcript has 6 exons.